AUGAAUUCUGGAGUUGCAUUGAAAUACGGAAACGACUCCUCGGCCGAGCUGAGCGAGCUCCACUUGGCAGCCCUGGCAUCACUCAAGGGAGACAUAGUGGAGCUUAAUAAACGGCUGCAGCAAACAGAGCGGGAACGGGACCUUCUGGAAAAGAAACUGGCCAAGGCACAGUGUGAGCAGUCCCACCUCAUGAGAGAGCAUGAGGAUGUCCAGGAGCGGACGACGCUUCGCUACGAGGAGCGCAUCACCGAGCUGCACAGCGUCAUCGCGGAGCUCAACAAGAAGAUAGACCGUUUGCAGGGCACCACCGUCAGGGAGGAAGAUGAGUAUUCAGAACUUCGAUCAGAACUCAGCCAGAGUCAACAAGAGGUCAACGAGGACUCUCGGAGCAUGGACCAAGACCAGACCUCUGUCUCCAUCCCUGAGAACCAGUCCACCAUGGUCACUGCCGACAUGGAUACCUGCAGCGACCUGAACUCGGAGCUGCAGCGGGUGCUGACGGGGCUGGAGAACGUCGUCUGCUGCAGGAAGAAGAGCAGCUGCAGCCUGUCCGUGGCCGAGGUGGACCGGCACAUCGAGCAGCUCACCACGGCCAGCGAGCACUGCGACCUGGCCAUUAAGACCGUCGAGGAGAUCGAGGGGGUCCUCGGCCGGGACCUGUACCCCAGCCUGGCUGAGGAGCGGUGUCGCUGGGAGAAGGAGCUGGCCGGGCUGCGGGAAGAGAACGAGAGCCUGACCGCCAUGCUGUGCAGCAAAGAGGAGGAGCUCAACCGGACUAAAGCCACCAUGAACGCCAUCCGGGAGGAGCGGGACCGGCUCCGGAGGAGGGUGCGGGAGCUUCAGACCCGACUGCAGAGCGUGCAGGCCACAGGGCCCUCCAGCCCCGGCCGCCUCACUUCCACCACCCGCCCCGUGAACCCCAGCACCGGGGAGCUGAGCACGAGCAGCAGCAGCAAUGACAUCCCCAUCGCCAAGAUUGCUGAGAGGGUGAAGCUAUCCAAGACCAGGUCUGAGUCCUCCUCGUCUGAUCGGCCCGUCCUGGGCUCAGAAAUCAGCAGCAUUGGGGUAUCCAGCAGCGUGGCGGAGCACCUGGCCCACUCCCUUCAGGACUGCUCCAACAUCCAAGAGAUCUUCCAGACGCUCUACUCACACGGAUCUGCCAUCUCCGAAAGCAAAAUCAGAGAGUUUGAGGUGGAAACCGAGCGGUUGAACAGCCGCAUCGAACACCUCAAAUCGCAGAAUGACCUCCUGACCAUAACCCUGGAAGAAUGCAAAAGCAACGCGGAGAGGAUGAGCAUGCUGGUGGGCAAAUACGAGUCCAACGCCACGGCCCUGCGGCUGGCCCUGCAGUACAGCGAGCAGUGCAUCGAAGCCUACGAACUCCUCCUGGCGCUGGCCGAGACCGAGCAGAGCCUCAUCCUGGGGCAGUUCCGUGCGGCAGGCGUGGGCUCCUCCCCUGGAGACCAGUCGGGGGACGAGAACAUCACUCAGAUGCUGAAGCGAGCCCACGACUGCAGGAAGACGGCGGAGAACGCGGCCAAGGCCCUGCUCAUGAAGCUGGACGGCAGCUGCGGGGGCGCCUUCGCCGUGGCCGGCUGCAGCGUGCAGCCCUGGGAGAGCCUGUCCUCCAACAGCCACACCAGCACAACCAGCUCCACGGCCAGCAGCUGCGACACGGAGUUCACGAAGGAGGACGAGCAGAGGCUGAAGGACUACAUCCAGCAGCUCAAGAACGACAGGGCGGCGGUGAAGCUGACCAUGCUGGAGCUGGAGAGCAUCCACAUCGACCCUCUCAGCUACGACGUCAAGCCCCGGGGAGACAGCCAGCGGCUGGACCUGGAGAAUGCGGUGCUGAUGCAGGAGCUGAUGGCCAUGAAGGAGGAGAUGGCGGAGCUGAAGGCCCAGCUCUACCUGCUGGAGAAGGAGAAGAAGGCCCUGGAGCUGAAGCUGAGCACCCGGGAGGCCCAGGAGCAGGCCUACCUGGUGCACAUCGAGCACCUCAAGUCCGAGGUGGAGGAGCACAAGGAGCAGCGCAUGCGGUCCCUCAGCUCCACCAGCAGCGGCGGCAAGGACAAGUCCGGCAAGGAGUGUGCUGACGCUGCCUCCCCGGCUCUCUCCCUCGCCGAGCUCAGGACCACGUACAGCGACAGCGAGCUGGCCGCAGAGUUCACCAGCGCCAUCCGCCGAGAAAAGAAGUUGAAGUCCAGAGUUCAGGAGUUAGUGAGUGCCUUGGAAAGACUCACCAAGAGCAGUGAAAUCCGCCACCAGCAAUCAGCGGAGUUUGUGAAUGACCUGAAGAGAGCCAACAGCAACCUGGUGGCUGCCUAUGAGAAAGCAAAGAAGAAGCAUCAAAACAAACUCAAGAAGCUGGAGUCUCAGAUGAUGGCCAUGGUGGAGAGACAUGAGACCCAAGUAAGGAUGCUCAAGCAAAGAAUAGCUCUGCUAGAGGAGGAGAACUCCAGGCCUCACACCAAUGAAACUUCUCUUUAA
Molecule: messenger RNA, 2490 nt
Organism: Pipistrellus nathusii (Nathusius's pipistrelle)
Lineage: Eukaryota; Metazoa; Chordata; Mammalia; Chiroptera; Vespertilionidae
Source: the annotation of a GenBank genome assembly